Messenger RNA from Cololabis saira (Pacific saury), 2309 nucleotides. Its product is annotated as copper homeostasis protein cutC homolog. NCBI's taxonomy places the organism in Eukaryota, Metazoa, Chordata, Actinopteri, Beloniformes, Belonidae. The transcript has 11 exons. The record is from RefSeq and is a predicted model, not a curated record. Gene Ontology annotation, molecular function: copper ion binding. The coding region runs from base 1 to 1359 and encodes 452 amino acids.
AUGUGUGUGAAUUUAGUGGAGGUGAAGCCGUACGUGCUGGACGACCAGAUGUGCGACGAGUGCCAGGGCGCGCGCUGCGGCGGGAAGUUCGCCCCGUUCUUGCGCCAACGUCACCUGCCUGCAGUAUUACUGCGAGUACUGCUGGGCCAGCAUCCACUCACGGGCCGGCCGCGAGUUCCACAAGCCGCUGUGAAGGAGGGCGGGGACCGGCCGCGACACGUGUCCUUCCGCUGGGGAGCUGAGACGGACGGACGGAGGGAUGAUGGAGGGGUCGUAACCCUAAACCCCCCCGUGAACCCAAAACUACGCAGAGACAAGGAGAAGGCCUACAGGAGCGGCGGCCGAGCCCUGUUCAGGCAGGCCAAAAACACACUGACAAGAGAAAUCAGGAAGGCGAAGCGAUCCUACGGCGAACGGCUGCAGAAUCGCCUCUCUGCCAACCCUGACCCCUCGUCUGUGUGGAGAGGCCUGCAGAACAUCACUGGGUUCAAAAGACCAGCUCCACGCCCUGCAGGCAACCGCAAACUCGCCAACCAGCUUAACAGCUUUUACUGCCGGCAGAAGAUCAGGAAGGCUCCAGGCCCGGACGGCGUGUCCCCUUCCUGCCUGAGAGCCUGCGCCGAGCAGCUGGCUCCCACCUUCACACGGAUCUUUAACCGGUCCCUGGAGCUGUGUGCAGGUCGACUUGAGCUGUGUUCAAGUCUUCUGGAGGGAGGGCUCACCCCCAGUCUAGGUCUGCUACAGGUGGUGAAGCAGUACAUCAAAAUCCCAGUUUAUGUGAUGAUAAGGCCUCGUGGGGGCGACUUCCUUUACUCAGACCGGGAAGUGGAGGUGAUGAGGAAGGACAUAGAGUUGAUGAAGAGCAAAGGAGCCGAUGGACUGGUGCUGGGAGCCCUGACAGAGGACGGACGAGUAGAUGGAGAGCUUUGCAUGGAGCUAUUGGCUGCUGCUCGACCUUUGCCUGUCACCUUCCACCGAGCUUUUGACAUGGUUCACGACCCAGCAGUCGCUCUGGAGGCUCUGAUAUCGUUAGGGUUUGAGCGUGUGUUGACAAGUGGCUGCGAUUGCUCUGCUUUGGAGGGACUGCCUCUCAUUAAACGACUCGUUGAUCAGGCUAAAGGAAGAAUUAUUGUAAUGCCAGGAGCGGGUAUCACAGAAAGAAACUUGCAGAGAAUACUUGAAGGGUCGGGAGCUGAGGAGUUUCUCUGUUCAGCCCGCUCCAGCAGGGACUCCACAAUGAAGUUUAGGAACACUUGCGUGACGAUGGGAGCGACUUUAUCAGCUCCUGAGUACGGCCUGAAGGUGUCAGAUGUGAGCAAAGUCCGGGCUCUGAACGCAAUCGCGAAAAAUACCUUGUGAUUGCUUUCUACACAGACUGCAGAAGAAUAUCUCAGAAUGUGGGGGGGAAUAACACCCCUGAUGUUUGGUUAUUUAUUUUCAUAAAUGCAUUUCCAAACUGCUACAAGUGUGUUUUUAGAUUUCCUUUUUGAAGGAAAGGUCACCAAUCGGUCCCUGUAUCAUUGGAGUUGCAGCAGAGUGCUGCAGCCUUCAUUUGAAGAAUCUCACAAAGCAAGAGCUGUGAAUGAUUAACAAUUAUUUUUGUAAACAUUUGACCCCAGGGUGCAAAACAUGCCAAAAACUGAACAAUAAAACCGGGAGAAGGCCAAAAUGGUUAUCAGUGUAACAGAAAGCAUUAAUAACAAAAAGCUGCAUUUUUACUAAAUAUUUUCUGAGAUGUUUCUGGUCUGUUUUCUGUGUUUUGUCCAGUCUUGUGUUUUAUACCUGAAGGCUGAAUGCCAAAAGGAAAUCUAUGAGACUGCUAUUUUAAUAACUGUUCAUACAAAUGUUUCAGUGUGUGCUUAUUAAAACAUUUGUGAACAAAACCAAUAUAUGUUUGAGCUCAGCUUCUUGUUUUUGAAGAUCAUAAUUUAGUUUUCAGUCAAUGAUAAAGAGACAUAUACAGUUUUUGAGUGUAUGCAGACCCUUAGCCAAAUAUGCAGAUGAGCAAAUUUGCAAAAAUCUCAUGGACAGCUGUCUAGUUGGCUUAAUCACAAAUCAGACCGUACUGUAGGAGCACAUGACUAGCAUAAAGCUUCAGAACUCAGGAGUGGUGAUGUGCAAUACAAACAAGGGGAUGAUUUAAAAAAAAAAAAUCAAAACUGGAGUUAAGUGUUUUCUGUUUUAGACCUGCAUUUUUCCUUUCUUUUUAUUUUUUUAGUCAAAUGCAAAGUGUUUGAUCGAUUCUAUGUUUAUCCCUGUAAUGAAAGAGGCAUUGUGACUUUACUCACUGUGUUCAAAAUUUAAUAAAG